UUUCCUUUCCUUUGAUUUCCUCCGAAUCUCUGUCGAAAAAGUGCUGUGUUUUUUCUUUUUCCUCGCAAAAUGUCCUGCCAAUCUUCGUCCUUUUUCUUGUUUCUCACAUAUUUCCCGUCAUGUUUCUCUUUUGUUGUUCAGACCGACGAUAACAGUCUAGAAUCAGCCUGAAUGAGAUUCCCGCAGGCACAUAGCUUAUUAUUUUUUCCUCUUCUUGUUUGUCUAGCAUAAUGAGAGAUUAUCCAUGCAUCUGUUCUUCCGUCCGUUUGUCUAUCCAAUUCGUCCACACAACCUGCAUUCCCCAACCCCGCAGCAACGCACCCCAGACGCACGCAAGGCGGAAAAGGCAAAAGAGAGGGACUUCGCGCACGGCACUUGGUGCCAGCACCGCACACCAGCGGGCCCUCAGCAUGCCAUCGCGUCCCGCGCGCUCCCGCGCCCACACGGCCAGAGCUCGACAGCAUCAACCACGACGCCGCCGCCACCGCCACCGCUGCCGCCGGCGCCCAACCCUCGAUCCAGCCAAACUACCACCAACAAACCAACCACCCCAUCGACGAAUGCACCGAAGCGUCCGCCCAACUGAGGCGCUCGGCCGAGCUUCCGUGCCCAGACCCAGGCCCCCCACAGCACAGAAGCACGGCCUUGGGCAUCGGAUCGGGCGCCAACACGGCCUUGGGCUUGGGCUCUAGCUUGCAGCUCGCAGCUCGCAGCUUCCAGCCCCGCUAGCUUUGAGCACGAGCACACGAUAGCUCCAACCUCGAUUUCUAUCUAUGGGACAUGGGCGUUCUCAGGGUCGCGGGCGUGCGCAUCGCACGCCUGAGAAUUGCCACCACGAUGC
Molecule: messenger RNA, 841 nt
Organism: Aplosporella prunicola CBS 121167
Lineage: Eukaryota; Fungi; Ascomycota; Dothideomycetes; Botryosphaeriales; Aplosporellaceae
Exons: 1
Coding region: 231-692 (153 amino acids)
Source: RefSeq, a predicted model, not a curated record